Molecule: messenger RNA, 1486 nt
Organism: Lotus japonicus
Lineage: Eukaryota; Viridiplantae; Streptophyta; Magnoliopsida; Fabales; Fabaceae
Product: histidinol-phosphate aminotransferase, chloroplastic-like
Exons: 10
Coding region: 132-1370 (412 amino acids)
Biological process (GO): L-histidine biosynthetic process
Molecular function (GO): pyridoxal phosphate binding; L-histidinol-phosphate:2-oxoglutarate transaminase activity
Source: RefSeq, a predicted model, not a curated record
AAAAAGAAAAAAACAAAAAAAUCCAAACAAGCCCUUAUUCUCUCUCACCCUAGACACAGAUACACAUAUACCACAACAACUGUGUUCGUUGUUCAUUUCCAUCUCUUCAUUGCAGCUGCUACCUCGUCUUAAUGGGUGUCAUUGAUUUGUACAAUUCUGCUUCUUUCUGCUUGGCUAAAUCGUGCACCAAUCUAGGGUUAUCACCCAGACCCAGUUGUUCGAUUGUGGCCAUGGCCUCUACCAUUCCUGUUGAACAAGUCAAUAAUGGUCCUCUGCAGGUGACAGGUGAUUCCUUCAUCAGAGAGCAUCUCAGAAAGUUGUCUCCUUAUCAACCCAUUUUGCCUUUUGAGGUAUUAUCUUCUCGUCUUGGACGCAAGCCUGAGGAUAUUGUCAAGUUAGAUGCCAAUGAAAAUCCUUAUGGUCCCCCUCCUGAGGUCAUGGAAGCCCUGGGAUCAAUACGAUUUCCGUAUGUCUAUCCUGAUCCAGAGAGCCGCGCACUGCGUGCAGCUCUCGCCCAAGAUUCAGGCCUUGAAUCUGAAUAUAUUCUUGUAGGGUGUGGUGCAGAUGAGCUUAUUGAUUUGAUCAUGCGAUGUGUGCUUGAUCCUGGCGACAAGAUUGUGGACUGCCCUCCUACCUUCACAAUGUAUGAAUUCGAUGCUGCGGUUAAUGGAGCAUCUGUCAUCAAAGUUCCUAGGAGGCCAGACUUCAGUUUGAAUGUGGAGCAAAUCACUGAGGUUGUUAAACAAGAAAAGCCCAAAUGCAUAUUCUUAACGUCUCCAAAUAACCCAGAUGGGAGUAUAAUUGACGAUGAAGUUCUCUUAAAGUUACUUGAGCUUCCCAUUCUGGUGGUUCUGGAUGAAGCAUACAUCGAGUUUUCAGCAAUUGAAUCAAAGAUGAGCUGGGUGAAGAAACAUGAGAAUUUGAUUAUUCUUCGGACAUUUAGCAAAAGAGCUGGUUUAGCUGGACUUCGUGUAGGAUAUGGAGCUUUUCCUUUGAGUAUAAUUGAGUAUCUUUGGAGAGCAAAACAACCUUAUAAUGUGUCUGUUGCUGCUGAAGUUUCUGCUUGUGCAGCAUUGCAAAAUCCUAUCUAUUUAGAGAAUGUGAAAGAUGCUUUGCUUAAAGAAAGAGGGAGGCUUUAUGACCUUUUGAAGGAAGUUCCAUUCCUUCGGCCAUUUCCAAGUCAUUCUAAUUUCAUUCUUUGUGAGGUUACUUCUGGAGUGAAUGCAAAGAAGCUAAAGGAGGACCUUGCACAAAUGGGGGUGAUGAUUCGUCACUACGACAAGAAAGAGCUGAAAGGGUAUGUUCGUGUUUCUGUUGGGAAGCCUGAACACACAGAUGCACUAAUGAAGUGCCUCAAGAGACUUUCAUAGGAGAAAAUUUUGAAUGUAAUAAGAUAUUAUAACACGUACAUGGAAGUGUAAUAACUAAUUAGAUGAAAAUUUGUGAUUUUACCAAGGGAAGUUAUUAAAGCGGAAGAUUUAUAAUA